Scomber japonicus (chub mackerel) is the source of this 5262-nucleotide messenger RNA. RefSeq names its product nuclear factor of activated T cells 3a (gene nfatc3a). Gene Ontology annotation, cellular component: transcription regulator complex. The coding region runs from base 391 to 3681 and encodes 1096 amino acids. The record is from RefSeq and is a predicted model, not a curated record. NCBI's taxonomy places the organism in Eukaryota, Metazoa, Chordata, Actinopteri, Scombriformes, Scombridae. The transcript has 10 exons. Gene Ontology annotation, biological process: regulation of transcription by RNA polymerase II; cytokine production; calcineurin-NFAT signaling cascade. Gene Ontology annotation, molecular function: DNA-binding transcription factor activity, RNA polymerase II-specific; RNA polymerase II cis-regulatory region sequence-specific DNA binding; transcription factor binding.
AUCGGCUUUGUUAAACGCACAUUAAACACUGACAGGGAAAGCGCUGCUUUGUCGUUCACUAAGUCGGGAGGCAGAGCGACAGAGUGAGAGAAGGAGCCACAGAAGGGGGCAGGCGACUUUCUCUGAAGUUGAAGCCACAAUUUUUCGCCAGUUUAACUGCCAGAGGAAGAGAGGAGCCGACGACUCUUUUUUUGGAUUUGUCAAACGAGAGGGGGGAAACAUACACUGGUUACGUGUAUGGCCAGAAGCUCCCGAGUUAACCUUAAAUGAACAAAAGUUGAAGUUCGGCGUCGUGGCAGUCGGUAAAUGUUGUGACAUUUUAGGAGAGCAUAAAUUGCUCCAGCGGUCGACGGUCGAGUGGCGGGGUAAAACCCGAGCUGUCAAACCCCGAUGACUACUGCAAACUGCCCCGGGAAUGAGGAGCUGGACUUCAGACUGAUCUUCGGAGAGGACGAGCAGCAGCAGCCGCUAGGCCCCACAGAUCUGGAGCCUGAUGACAACACAUCGUUCUACAUCCUAAAUGUGGGCCAGUCCCAGUCUAUGGUUACUAACCACCAGUCUAUUGGCCUGCCUCGUCAUGGCAUGCAGUCCCACACCCAAGUCAUCAGCACUUCCCCACGCCUUCAAUCACACAAACCAGGAUCUGAGCCCCCGAGCUAUGAGGCACAAGACAAGUAUGGCACCUCCCCCCUGCUGCCCUCUGCGCCCGUGGAGGCACCAAAAGCCUUUGAGUGCCCCAGUAUUCAGAUCACCUCUAUCUCCCCUAGCUGCCAGCAGGAGAUGGAUGGCAACGAGGAAGAUCUGAGGGCAAAUGGCCCUGAUGGGGACUACCACAGCGACAGGCCCUUGUCCAGAGACCACUUGUAUUUACGCCUGGACCACUCAUACCGGGACUCUUCGCUCAGCCCCAGCCCGUGCAGCAGCCUCUCCUCUAGGAGCUGGUUCUCUGACGCAUCUUCCUGUGAAUCCUUCUCACACGUCUAUGACGAUGUUGACUCCGAGCUAAACGAAGCAGCUGCCCGCUUCACCCUGGGAUCCCCGCUUACUUCUCCAGGCUGUGCCUCCCCUCAAACUGGUGGUGGGGUUUUGGAGGAACAACCCCACUGGCAGCACCAUCACCCCGCCUUCAUCCACCACUCCCACUCCAUCAGCCUGUCACCCCGACAGUCUCCCUGCCACUCGCCACGCACCAGUGUCACUGAUGAAAAUUGGCUUAGCCCACGGCCACCUUCCAGGCCCUCCUCACGUCCCACAUCACCCUGCGGGAAGAGGCGCCACUCUAGUGCCGACAUCUGCUACCCAGGCUCUGUGUCACCACAUCACUCACCCACACCCACGCCAGGACCUUCACCCAGGGGCAGCGUGACAGAGGACACCUGGGCUGGCAGUCCCUCUGUAGGCAUGUCGCCCUUCCAGUGCUGCCCAUCUGAAGCAGACAUCCCAUCUAAGACCAGGAAGACCUCACAAGACAGAACAGCUAUGCAGACUGGGAAAGGUGAGCUGGGGCUAGAUGACCAGGGGAAUAUGUCCCCUAAUCUAGACUCUCCUUCAGAUGAGGCCAUGCACAGCCUGAAGAAAGACGGGCCUGGGGAACAGUUCCUCUCUGUGCCCUCCCAUUUCCCAUGGAAUAAACCCAAGCCUGGUCAUACACCUAUAUUCAGGACCUCCUCGCUUCCGCCUCUAGAUUGGCCUCUGCCAAGUCAGUUUGGCCAGUAUGAGCUGAAGAUAGAGCUUCAACCCAAAGCCCACCAUCGAGCACACUAUGAGACUGAGGGCAGCCGAGGAGCUGUUAAAGCAUCAUCAGGUGGCCACCCAGUCGUCAAGCUCAUUGGCUACAGUGAGAAGCCUGUCAACCUGCAGAUGUUCAUUGGAACAGCAGAUGACCGUUACUUGAGGCCGCACGCCUUCUACCAGGUGCACAGGAUCACCGGGAAAACCGUAGCCACGGCCAGCCAAGAAGUUUUGAUCUCCAGCACCAAAGUUCUCGAAAUUCCUCUCCUGCCCGAAAACAACAUGUCAGCCAGUAUUGACUGUGCUGGCAUCCUUAAGCUACGGAACUCAGACAUUGAGCUGCGGAAAGGGGAGACGGAUAUAGGAAGAAAGAACACACGGGUCCGUGUGGUGUUCCGAGUUCACAUCCCUCAACCCAAUGGGAAGGUGCUGUCGCUGCAGGCUGCCUCCAUUCCUGUGGAGUGCUCCCAGCGUUCGGCUCAAGAGCUGCCCCAGGUGGAGAAAUCCAGCCUGAGCAGCUGUCUGGUCAGUGGGGGAGAAGAGAUGGUCAUCACUGGGUCAAACUUCUUCCCAGAGUCCAAGGUCAUCUUCCUGGAGAAAGGCCCUGAUGGACGGCCACAAUGGGAAGUCGAGGCAAAAAUAAUCCGUGAGAAAACUCAAGGAUCGUGUAUUGUGGUGGAGGUUCCUCCUUACCACAGUAAGACUGUGGCCUCAGCUGUGCAGGUGCACUUUUAUGUCUGCAAUGGCAAGCGGAAAAGGAGCCAAUCGCAACGCUUCACUUACCUUUCAGUCAUGGUAAAACAGGAGCACAGAGAUGAGCUGGACCUUGCUGCAGUACCCCCUAUGUCCAUGCCCCUGGCACAUGCUGCCAGUCUGGUGCGCACCCAGCUGCCUUCUCCUGAGCAGGGCCACCCAUCGGACAACCUUCUGUCCAGCUCCCCUCACGGCCUGGCCACGGGCUCCGGACCUGGCCUGCUACCCCUGCAGGCCCCUUGCCCCUCCCUGGGCUCCCCGUCUUUCCAGCACCUGCCUCACCUCCAGGGUCACAGUUUGCACCACCCCCCUGCAGAUUGCCACAUGACGUUCCACCCGAGCUCUGCCCCUGCUCCUUCCAGGCCCUCCUACCAGCCUAUGCAGCACAGCCAGAGCCACGGUCAUAGCCUGCCCUUCAACGGCCAGUCCAACCUUCCUCCUCAGGGCUAUGAGAGGAUACCCUUUCAGCAGAGCCCCAGUGCAGCAUCACACCCGAUGACCAUGGGGAUGAUGUACCCCAGCUCCCCUUGCUCUUCACCAUCAGCUCCCUCCUCUUCAGCCACCAACCCCAUUGUUGGAUCUCCCCAGAGCCAGCAACCCCUGCUCGCCCCCUCAUCCCCACACCUUCACACACUUGGAGGUUUCCAUUGUUCCCCAAAUCCCACCCAGGUGCCCUCUCCCGGUGGCCACCCACUUGUAGGGCAGCACCCUGCCCAGCUGCAGAGGGCCAUGGGCUACCACCCGGUAAGUCAAAGGUCAGCCUCCUGCCCCACACCAUCCAGUGCCCCUCCUCCACGGAUGAUCCCCUCUCCCCACUCUGGGCCUUCCUCCCCUCAGCUCCACUCGCUGCCCUACCAGUCUCCCACCUCAUCCUCCCCCACCUCAUGCGGCAGUCCUCUCGGGCCCCUCCAACAGCAGCAUUCAGGACAGCCUUCUCCCCAGGCCACAAGCCCUGUCAUGGUCAGCCUGUCCCCGGUAGCAGCAGGGCCUUUGGUUCACCCUCUAAGCCCACAGGGGCCCUUCACCUCAGAAGGGGAGAGGCUGAACAUCAAACAGGAACCGGAGGAUAGGGAGCCCACUUUCCGCUCCAUUGGCCUGCAGGACAUCACACUGGAUGAUGUGAAUGAGAUCAUCGGCAGAGACAUGUCCCAGUCCCCCAGCGCUCAUGGUCCUCCGUCAGCACACAACCAGUCGUAGCUCAGCCCUCGCUCAGGCCGGCUGCCCCAUCCAGCUCCAUGCACUCCCACCACGGCUGCGUCACAGGCCGUGCUCCAGGUCCUGGUCCUCUGUGUAACAUGAUAAGAGACUAGACUUUGGUCUGAAGACAGAAUACAGUUUGAGAUUCUGUAAAAGUGGAUCUGCUAGACCCCCACACAACCUGACAAGACGACGCCCGCAUUUGUCUCUUUACAAAGCUGAACAUCUUUUGUAGAGAUGUAGAACCAGAUUUCACAACUUUACGCAGAUGAAACUGAAUAGCGAGCGGGAGAAUACAGCCAUGUUGCUUUCUCUCUCUCCGCUGAUCAGAGCUGUCUGUUAGUUCUCAGGCCUGUGCUUACAUGUUAAGAUGGGACUCACAACCUUAGAGGUGACGCCUAAAAGCACUGCUGUCUUCCUGACCAAUCAGCUCUCUGUGAGUCUGGAGCGCUCAUGUUUCGAAUAACGUUUUUUUUUUGUAGUGGAGACAAUUCAACAGAGUGUAUUGUCCUCCCCCUUCUCACCAGCAUUGACCUUCAUGAAUGAAGACGUCUCGAGACAUGUAGGAUUAGGGGAGACUCAGGAGUGCACAGUGCUCUCACAGGUAGCGAGAAAAGGGUUGUUUCACUACUCUGUGGUCAUUUAAUAAGCAGUGGCUUUGUAAAAAGUGUUAUACCAAAUUCAGAUCAAGCCCUCGUGAAUGAUCAGAAUCUAAAUUGUCAGUAAAUUCUUUCAGAAAAGUUUAGAGUGAACUUUCCUGUCAUGCUAACACAGAAAAAAAACAUAAUCUCCCUGUUUUUUCGUUCAUGGCUCAGUGAUGAAGUCACUGUUCACUUUUUUUUUCCCCCCUUUAAAUUUAAAAACCAUUCAGGUCUGGAGCGCAGUGUCCUGGCAAGGAGGAGACGCUCCUCUGGUGCUGGUCUGGGAUCCGCAACCUGCAACAUUCCACAACUUUUAGUAACCUUGCAGCCGUGUAGAUAUCUGUACAUGAACUUGCUCUCUUCUCUUCUCUACUCUCUUUUAUCUGUUUGUGCUCCCUCUACUGUGCUUCUUUAUCUUCUUCAAGUUGAACAAAUGCCUUAUUAACAUUUAGCAGCUUUGAAUGGUAGCAAAAGCUUUUUUUUUUGUUGUUUUGCACAGCUGGCUUUGAGUUUGACUUUUUUUUAAGGAAACAGAUGAGUGACUUGGGUCACGUGGACGUGAUUUCAUGAAUCCUCGUGGUUUAGAUGCGAAUGGGACGUGCAGGUUUCAGGACUGAGGCAGCCCUCCUGAUCAUUUUCAUUCAAAGAUAUAUGUGAAGACACCCCAUUAUUUCCAUGUUACAGAGAAGUGUUUUUAUUGAUCUACAGAGACAGACAACUCUCUGCCUCUUCAAUUCUCAUGCAAUAACCCCCCAAAUCUCCCAGGGGCCCUCGUGUGCCUUCUAUUUCCCCGACAGCCACCAGCCUAGGUGACGUGCACUGGGAAAUAACCUGACAAAUAGUUUAAAAGUGUUUUAUGUAUUGCCCCGAACCCCCUGCCCCCCACAUUGGGAUAUAACAAGACCUUACACAUCCCCUUUUUUGCAAUAAUCAAUGUUAA